This is a messenger RNA of Arabidopsis thaliana (thale cress), 1604 nucleotides long. RefSeq names its product phloem protein 2 A5 (gene PP2-A5). The coding region runs from base 195 to 1430 and encodes 411 amino acids. Lineage: Eukaryota; Viridiplantae; Streptophyta; Magnoliopsida; Brassicales; Brassicaceae. Gene Ontology annotation, biological process: signal transduction. The record is from RefSeq and is marked reviewed. Gene Ontology annotation, molecular function: NAD+ nucleosidase activity, cyclic ADP-ribose generating; carbohydrate binding. The transcript is spliced from 5 exons.
CUAAAGUUUCAAGCAAAACAACAAAAAUGAUCUUUUAGAAUAAUUAUUAUAAUAAUAACGACGAUUAAUGAACUCUAUAUAUCUCACAAAAGAAGGACAUGUUUGCAAUCCCAACCAAGAAGAUAAACACCUUAGCAAAUUCAAAGAAGAAUAUAUCAAACAUCUUUUGUUUCUAAGAAAUAAGCUCUCUGAUUAUGUCGGGAGCAUCUUCUGUUUCUUCUAUUUGUUCCUCUAAUGUAUCAUUGAUCCCUACGGGACCUCAAGUGUUCAUCAAUUUCCGGGGGAAAGAUUUACGAAAAGGCUUCAUGAGCUUUCUUAAGCCUGCUUUGAAAAAAGAAAAGAUCAACGUGUUUAUUGACGAACAAGAGGAGAGGGGCAAAUACCUAAUCAGUCUUUUUGAUACGAUAGGUGAGUCGAAAAUCGCUUUGGUUAUCUUUUCUGAAGGAUACUGCGAGUCACAUUGGUGUAUGGACGAGCUGGUGAAAAUCAAGGAAUACAUGGAUCAAAACAGACUCAUAAUCAUUCCAAUAUUCUACAGGCUUGAUCUCGAUGUGGUAAAAGAUCUUACAGGAAAAUUUGGCGAUAAUUUUUGGGAUUUGGUAGAUAAAUAUCAACCUGAACCAAAAAAGCUCCAUAAAUGGACGGAAGCUUUGUUCUCUGUUUGCGAAUUGUUUUCCUUGAUCUUACCAAAACACAGUGACAUUUCGGAUAGAGAUUUUGUAAAGUCAAUCGUCAAGGCUGUUAAAAAAGUGCAGAAGAAUUUCUUCCAACGAAGAAAUGGAGAAAUAGAAUAUCAAGAUUUCUCAGUCCCUGCAUGUAAACUCACUAUCACUAUGCACGAGUCACCAAAUGAGGAAGCCGUUCAAGUUACGGUGCUAAAUGAAUUUUACCAGAUGAAGAAUCAGUCACCAGUGCCCUCAUACGAGUUCAAAUUUUGGGUCGACCUUACGAGACCAAAGGGUAACGUUUUCAUGAUUGACGCAAGAGAUCUUUCCAUUGCAUGGUCAGAGGACUCCAACCAUUGGACCUGGCUCCCUCUCCCAAACCAAAAUUCAAAUGAAUCAGUGAUGGAAAUUGCAUUUUUGAAAAGUGCUAGCUGGCUAGACGUAGCUGGAAAGUUUGACACUCGAUAUUUGACCCCGAGGACAAGGUACGAGGUGGUGUUCGUAGUGAAGUUAGAAUACACAUUCGAAUGGGAGACACUAGUGAAGCUAAAGCUAGACUUGCCGAAUACUUGGGAGAAACCGCAAGAACAGAGUGUGGACAUGUUUGACUACAUAAGUGACCAAUGGCUCGAUAUUCCAGUUGGAGAGUUCACCACAUCGAAGAAAAACGUCGGGGAAAUCUCUUUUGCAAUGUACGAACACGAGUGCCAACUGUGGAAGUCAGGCCUCUUCGUCAAAGGUGUUACAAUUCGUCCCAAAUACUAAGUCAUUUUAUAAGCAUGUAUGUUGUUGGUCUGAGAUAUAUAUAGUGGAAAUGCUCGCUUUGAACCAUAAUCUUAGUUUCACCUCCCAAAUGUUUGUUACAAUGUUACUUGUGUAGAUAGUUUGACCGGUUUCAAAACUUAUACUCUAUUUACUCUCUUCUGCAUUGGUUAUCAC